AUGGAUCCUCUAGCAAUCUUUUGGGUGCUAACAAACAGUUCAUAUUUAGUAGAAAAAUUUCAAGGAAAAAGCUUCACAUUAAAAUAUCUGGGAAUUUCAAAUUACUCCCUUUGCAAAUUACAUUCAAUGUCAUUAAAGGGCAAUGAAGCUUUAAUUUCGUUAAACCUCAUGUUGUCGUUGAUGGCAUUGAAACCUUAUCAACUAUACAUCUGUAAGCUGCUCUAUGUUAAAAAUAAUAAGUAA
Messenger RNA from Clunio marinus, 243 nucleotides. The record is from the annotation of a GenBank genome assembly. Lineage: Eukaryota; Metazoa; Arthropoda; Insecta; Diptera; Chironomidae.